Messenger RNA from Schistosoma mattheei, 1404 nucleotides. The record is from the annotation of a GenBank genome assembly. NCBI's taxonomy places the organism in Eukaryota, Metazoa, Platyhelminthes, Trematoda, Strigeidida, Schistosomatidae.
AUGAAAAACUCAUGCAAACGUCCGGGAUGCCGUUUUGCUGUCACAACUGGCAUGCAGUGUGACAACUGCAAAGGUUGGUUUCACGAAGCAUGCACAAAUCUGACAGCAACUGCUUACAACAAACUCAGCAAGUCAGACCAAAAGUGGGUAUGUGUCACGUGCAACACGGACGCAGUAGUCUUGCUGAGUAACAUCAUUGUCCUACUGACAGGUCUUCGAAACAAGCUGUCAGUUAACUUGGAAUACGACAGUAAAAAAACCGAUAUACAAACAAGAGCGCGCAACGGACUCAAAAAUAGGGAUGUCGAUAGGUAUGUCAUCGAUGGAGCAUCCAUCAACACUAACGACGACGUGUCGAGGCUCAGUACCAUCAUUACGUCGACGGUACUAGACUCCCUAGGCAAACUCGGGUCUCCCAGCUCAGGGUCGCUGAACACAACAGUGGUUCCCAAAAACCCUGCAGGCGAUUCGACCCACGUUAAGAGAGCCCAAAAGAACCAGGCAUCACCGCCUAAGCCGAGCAACCCAAGUGUUGCUGCACGGAAAAUAACUGGUGAUUUAGUCGCACAGUCUACCCCCAAGACUGUUCGUCCGGUCAAUAAAGAGCCCAAGAUUCAUAAACGCACACUGACCUCCAAAAAACAAGUUAUUAAACCUGAACCCAUCGUGAAACCUGGUAAAUUAACAACAGUUCGUGACGAUUCUCUCAUUAUCAUGAACCUCGUCGACAAUCCUGACCUUCCUCUCAGUCUGCAGGAUAAAAACGACAGGAUGCUGUGGGGUGAAUUGAACAAAAAGCUCGAACUUCCUAGAAUAGAGCCUUUGACGGUCACCCGGCUCACUCGAGGAAAGGAUUCUAAGCAUCUAAAUCACCCGAGGCUUCUCCGAGUAACACUUAAGAAUGCUACCGACGUAGAGGACGUCUUGCUAGCAAGUCACUUACUGAAAUCAGAUGGUAACGUAAGAAUAUUGCCCGACAUACCGUACUCUGAGCGCAAUAUCAUACGAAACGUCCCUAAAGAAUCUCGCGAGAAGUUCUUCCGCGGAAGAAACAUAAUUGUCCAAGGUAUACCGGAAAAUGCAGACCCUACUCAAUCAAAUUCUGACAUCAGGGAAUGGAAAUUCAUCAAACAGUCCUUGAGGCUCAAACACAUACUGACUCAGCAUGUGACGAGACUAGCCAAGAAGGACGGUGAUCCUAGACCUCGUCUGAUGAAGAUAACCUUCCCAUCUUCUCACAUGGCGGCUGCAGUUCUGGAAGCAUUUCGUGCCAACAGACGUCGAUUGCCACCUGGAAUCCACAUGCACCCGGAUAGGCCAUACGAAGUCAGGACCAAGAACAAAGGCAAGCUGGAGCUGACCAUUCCACUUGUGGACUGUCUAAACGAUAAAAAAAACGUGUAA